Ctenocephalides felis (cat flea) is the source of this 785-nucleotide messenger RNA. RefSeq lists its product as uncharacterized. Bases 247 to 732 code for a protein of 161 amino acids. Lineage: Eukaryota; Metazoa; Arthropoda; Insecta; Siphonaptera; Pulicidae. The transcript is spliced from 3 exons. The record is from RefSeq and is a predicted model, not a curated record.
CGCAAACCUUUGCGCGGCUGGACGCAUGUGCGAUGAAUUUUCGUAAAGAUGAUGAGUGAUUAUGUUAAAUGAUUUUUAUAUUUGUUUCCUCUAAAUGAUUAUUUGUUUUCCUAAUUAGCAAGUUUGAUUUAACUCAUUGUGUGAAAUAGUGAUGUUUAAAAUAAUUUUGGCCAUACACCAGAAGUUAUCUCUGAACUAAAAACAAAAAAUAAAAACAUUUUAAUUUUGUGCUAUGUGUAAUUCAACAUGGGGUCUUCAUUAGGAUGUACAAGAAAGAACGUAUCAAGGAAUGAAGCGUCUUCCAGUAGUUGUCGUCUGCCUCGUUGUAUUUGUGGAUGUGACCAACUCUCGAGGCAGGAUAUCGACAGGUUCACGGAUCGUCUCGAAAAUGUUUUAAAUUCUCGCAAUGGAACCGAAGUCUUUCUAAAAUAUCUCAGGCAUAACAAUUUUGGAGAAUCAGUUAAGUGCGUCGAAUUCUGGCGGCUUUGUAAUGAAUAUCGCAUGGCUGAGCCAGGAGAAAAACCAAAGAUUUUGAUGGAUAUACAACAAGCUGCACAGGAUGUAGAUGAACUGGACUUUGUUGCAGUCGAAAGACUAAAUAACUGUGUCGAACAGGGAGUUGUGGAAGAGACAAACAAUUGUAUUAUCUAUUUACAAACGACUGUAAUACAUUUACUGAGGCAGGAUUAUGAUAAAUUUAGAGAUUAUUUGCUCAAAAAAAUAAAUAGGUGACCCCUUUCGAGAUUGUCUAUAUAAAGAGAUUUUUAAGAACUAAACAAGUGAUA